Molecule: messenger RNA, 630 nt
Organism: Fimicolochytrium jonesii
Lineage: Eukaryota; Fungi; Chytridiomycota; Chytridiomycetes; Spizellomycetales; Powellomycetaceae
Product: MAD2 mitotic arrest deficient-like 2
Exons: 1
Cellular component (GO): zeta DNA polymerase complex
Source: RefSeq, a predicted model, not a curated record
GAAUUCCUCGAAGUAGCCAUCCACUACAUCCUCUACAUCCGCUCCGUGUACCCCGCCGAACUCUUCUCCCCCCGUCGCAAAUACAACGUCCCAGUGCGCAUGUCGCGACACCCCGUGCUAAACGGGUACAUCCGCGAUGUCCUCUCGGGUCUAACCCCCGACCUUCAACGCGGCACCGUCUCGAAACUCUAUCUGGUCAUCCACGACCCACGGACGAAACAGCCCUACGAGAAAUUCACGUUCCAGAUCCGGACGCUGACGGAGGGGCUGAGCGAGAGCAUGUUGAAGAACGCGGAGAGUAGUAUUGGGGUUGGGGAUGUGGAGAGGCAUUUGCGCGCGUUUUUGCUCAAGAUAUCGGUGUGUGAUGCGUUGCUGGCGCCUAAUCCGCCCGACGCGGCGUUUGCGAUUCUGGUGGAGUUGAGUGAGGAGGCGAAGGGGCCGGUCAAUGAGUUGGCGAAGGCGGCGCCGUGGAUUCCGAGCGACCCGGGGCAGGUGGAUGUGAGCGCUGCCGCGAUUGUGCCGUUGAAGACUAUGGAUGCUGGGAUAUUGAAGAUGCAGCUUUAUGUGGAGGAAAGUGCGGAGAAAGGCGAGGCAAGGGAUGUGGAUUUGGGGAGUGGGAGUGGGGGUUGA